AUGACGCUCCCAAUCUCGCCCACAGCGACAUGGGACACAAUAGAGAAUGUCUUCUACCGCAAGGAGGACGUCUACCAGAUGGCGUGGAAGGUGCCGGACCUGAGCGACUAUCUGGUCGCCGUGGGCAAGAACGGAGGACCUGUUGCCUUGAUGCGUGACGAGCGCAAGUUUCUGCUCCUGGGCAAGCACUCGGCCGGCAAGCCCAAGAUCCAGGUGUACACUUCAUCUGGUCGUCUCAUCGCAACUCUGAGCUGGGAGCUGGCCCCUCCUGUUCUGCUUCACUUCACACAGUCGACUCUCGUUGUGCUCUCUGAUGAGGGCACGUAUCGACUGUACGACUUGUCCUCCCCGGGCGACUACUCUCAGUUCACGCUCGGUCCCGACGUUGCCGACCUCGGCGUCGUGUCUGCUCGUGCAUGGGAGGAUGGCCUGGUCGUCCUUACUGGAGGACUGCAGUUUGUGGAAGCACGAGGAUGGAAGGGUGGCAAGGUGGCUCCACUCGCCUUGAGUGGGCUCACUGAGGCUCCCUUGUCGUGGGCCAUUACCCCGCCCGAGCAGAGCAUGAGCGGCCACGUCGAGGUCGUCGUCUCCACUGGCUCGACGGUGCUCACCAUCGACUCGUUGGAGCGCAUCGAUCAGCGUCUGUCAAAGGGCCCCUUCUCCCAAAUCGCCAUCUCGCCCAACGGCCGCUUCUCGGCCCUGAUCACGCUCUCGGGUUCACUGUGGGUCGUGUCCUCGGACUUUGCACGCAACCUCUCCGAGGUCGACCUGUCAAAGUUUGUCGAGGCGGCCGAGGGUACAGGCCAACCCGACCGUGUCGAGUGGUGCGGUGACAAUGCUGUUGUCGUCGCAUGGGGAGGCAAGGUGGUCAUGUUUGGCCCAGGCGGUGACACGCUCGAGUACGACUACCCUCCAGCCGUUGUGCUCGCUGGAGAGGUCGACGGGCUGCGCAUCAUCUCGUCAUCGACAUGCGAGGUACUCCAGAAAGUUCCAGAUGCCUCUCUUGCCGUCUUCCAGCCUGGUUCAGAACACCCCGCGGCGGUGCUGUACGACGCGCUCGACCACUUUGAGCGCAAGUCACCCAAGGCUGACGAGGCUAUCCGGAGCAUCCGACCAGACCUCGCGCGUGCUGUUGACACUUGUAUCGAGGCCGCUGGUCGCGAGUGGGACGUCACUUGGCAGCGGCGUCUUUUGAAGGCAGCACAGUUUGGCCGUGCCUUCCUCGACCUGUACAACCCUGGGGACUUUGUUGCCAUGGCCCAGACUCUCAAGGUCUUGAAUGCCGUUCGGUACUAUGAGAUCGGUAUUCCAAUCACCUACGACCAGUACAAUGCCGGCUCUCCGGCGUCACUCAUCACCCGCCUCCUCACCCGCAAUCUCCACCUCCUCGCCCUGCGCGUCUCGCAGCACCUGGGACUUCGAUCGGACGCUGUGCUGAAGCACUGGGCCGCCGCGCGCAUUGCCCGCGCAAAGAGUGACCCGCGCGACGGCGACAGCAACACACAGCUGUGUGAAGCGAUUGUGGACAAGUUUGAGCAGGAGGGCGAAAAGGGAGUUAGCUACGCCGAGAUUGCCAAGAAGGCAUGGGAGGCUGGACGUGUGCGGCUAGCAACAAUGCUCCUUGACCACGAGCCCCGCGCGGCUGAGCAAGUGCCGCUUCUGCUCCAGAUGAAGCAGGACAAGAUUGCGCUCGAGAAGGCUGUUGACUCGGGCGACACUGACCUGGUGUACCACGUUCUCCUCCGCCUGCAUGCUUCGCUCUCCCCCGGUGACUUUUUCCACCUUCUCGACGACUCGAUCUCGCCCCAGCUUGCUCCGGCUGUGCGCCUUUUGCAAAUCUACGCGCGCGAGAACGACCGCCAGCUCCUGCGUGAUUUCUACUACCAGGACGACCGACGAACAGAGAAUGCCUGUCUCGAGAUGGAGGAGGGGGGUAACAGCUCGAACCCCGAGGAACGCGUCGAACACCUCAAGGCUGCCUCCAAGUUCUUCUCCGAGCACAAGGACCGCGGGUUCGAGGCCAAGAUGGCCGACGACGCCGCACGUCUCCUCCAGCUCGAGCUGCAGUACGAGCGCGAGCUCGAGCACAAGUUUAUCUUUGCGGGCCUCACCGUCGACGACCUGAUCACUCGCCUCCUCGUGGAGGGGCUGGGCAAACGCGCCGAGCACGUCCGGUCCGCGUGGAAGGUGCCCGACAAGCGCUGGUGGUGGCUCAAACUCAAGGCGCUGGCCACGACGCAUAACUGGGAUGGACUGGAGAUCUUUGCCAAGAGCAAGAAGAGCCCGAUUGGCUACGAACCCUUUGUCACCCAUCUGCUUGCCCUCACCCCGCCUCAGCCCACGUACGCCGCCUCGUUCGUGGCGCGCUGCGACGCAAAGUCCCGGCCAGACCUGUACGCCCUCUGCGGCCAGUGGGGCAAGGCGGCCGAGAGCGCAAAGGAGCGCAACGACAAGCCCAAGCUUGACGAGCUCAAGCGCCGUGCCCCUCCCGGUCUGCCACAGCGCGAGGUCGAGGAGGUCAUCAGGCGACAGAAGUAA
Molecule: messenger RNA, 2538 nt
Organism: Apiotrichum porosum
Lineage: Eukaryota; Fungi; Basidiomycota; Tremellomycetes; Trichosporonales; Trichosporonaceae
Exons: 11
Coding region: 1-2538 (845 amino acids)
Biological process (GO): intracellular protein transport; vacuole fusion, non-autophagic; endosomal transport
Cellular component (GO): endosome; cytoplasm; lysosomal membrane
Molecular function (GO): actin binding
Source: RefSeq, a predicted model, not a curated record